Molecule: messenger RNA, 1325 nt
Organism: Centruroides sculpturatus (bark scorpion)
Lineage: Eukaryota; Metazoa; Arthropoda; Arachnida; Scorpiones; Buthidae
Product: protein misato homolog 1-like
Exons: 4
Coding region: 1026-1325 (99 amino acids)
Biological process (GO): mitochondrion distribution
Cellular component (GO): cytoplasm
Source: RefSeq, a predicted model, not a curated record
UCGAGUUUGUAACCACACUUCCCCUAGAACCGAACACAUUCGGUUUCUCAGAAGCCACCGUUGAGUCAUCCGAGGAACUCGGGCGGAUUGCCCAUCGGCAUCGAAUGCACCAACAGUUUCUCGCCACAAUUAUUAUAUGGCAUCUCACUUGUAAUUUUUAUCACAUUUUCUUGUAUUUAGAACUUUUAGCUUCUUAAAAGACUACAAUAUAAAAAAAAUACAUCAUCACUUUUUGUUGCAGAGAUUAUUAUACAGCAGAGAAGUACACCUGCUGUCAAUCGACAUAUCUUAUUGUAGAUGAAAUAAAUGAAUUUAACACAAGGCAUACGAAUGGCUUCGAAGAAUCAGUAUUUUUGUUUUUUAAUUAUUUUCCUUCUAAUUUAAUACAGCUGAUUGUUGAAGCAAUGCCCAAAGGCGGAUAGCGAUUACGUCAGAAUUUUAAAGAAACGCCUUAGUUUAGAAUGACUAAAAAUAUACGGUUUAAACAUUUUUCUCACUUAAAACCGAUUGUAGAAGUUAAAUUAAUACUCGAAGAAUCGGAAUAUCGACUAAAACGAAUAAAAACGGUUAAAUUUAUUUCAAAAAAGUUCGUAAAUAAAUCAAAAACCUUGAAGACAAUAUUAGGGUUAAGUAAAGUUGGCGUCCUUUGACGGAAUCACAGGUUAUAUUUAGAUUUGUUAGCCUCACCUUUAGACGACGCAGCUUUCCAUCUCUUGCUGCAUUAAAUACGACUUUUUUAAAUUCCAUUUCUUCAAAAAGUUAACUGAGUUUCCUUCAUAGUUUCUUCUGUUCGCGAUUAUAAGUGACGUCAUAAGCCACCAUUUUGUAAAAAAAUCGUCACUACGCAGUAUCGAAGUAUUCCGGUAGAGGGCGCGCGAGGAAAACACGUGUGUCUCCUUUUAUGAUUAGGAAGUCGAAGUCGUGUAUUUUAGUUGUUUAAAAUGUGAAAUUGGCGCUGAUUUGUUAAUUAUCGAAUUGAAUUUUUUUCUAUACUUAGAUCUUGAAUCAUAAACGACUUUGUAAAUAUGUCUUCUAGAGAAGUUAUCACCUUACAAAUUGGCAAUUAUUCCAAUUUUAUUGGUACUCAUUGGUGGAAUAGCCAAGAAUCAUCAUUUUGCUAUGAAAAGACAGACAGUCAAUCAUUGGAAGUUAAUCAUGACUACCUGUUUCGUGAAGGAGAAAAUCCUAGGGGUGAAGUUACUUAUACACCUCGUUUAAUGUUGAUUGAUUUAAAGGAAAAUUUUAAAACUUUAAAUAAAUGUGGCGUUCUUUAUAAUAUGCCUGUGNUAAAAAUAAAUACACUUAAUGUAAUCAAUAAUGAUUGA